AUGUUAAACGAAUUAAUCCAGCUAUUUUGCAACAAUGGGACUCAUUCUAGUGAGUUAUUUUAUAAUGCUACGUUACAAUUAAAUGAAUUUUUGGAUAAGAAAGAGAUAGUAAGAUGCUUUCCGAGAGUUUCAGAGAACCUUGGAGAUUAAUUGGUAUAGGAUAUUGAUGGAUAAUUAAUAGCCAAAUUUAAGGAAGGCAUCCCAUCAGCUUUUCCAGGCAUAUAUUCGUGUUAAUGAGAAUUUUGAUGCUGUACUUUAAGCAAUUCUUAGUAGAGGUCUUGUACAUCCGAAUGUAUGAAUAUUUUAGUUAUAUAAUAUAAGUGGUUGGUAAGAUAAAAGAAUGUGAAUUCAUUGUAAUCACUGUUUUUAUCAGAAGGAUAACAUUUAUAGGCAGGAAGUGGUGUAAUUAAGAAUAUGAUAGAGAUGUUGUUAGAGAAGUUGUGCGAUUGUAAUACAGCAGUUUGUAAGGCUACAGAAUAGGUAUGAAUAUGUUAAUAUUGAUUAGACUAUGAUAUCUUUGAUAAGUUUGAAUUAAUAUAAGUAAUGUCAUGCAUAAUUGCCUAUGGGAAUACAAUCUUAAGUGGAGCAUUUUGUAGAGUAGAUGAAGGAGACCAAUUAGAUACGACAUGAGUUGAGAUUGAGAGAACCAAUAUCUAAUGGAUUACCAUUUGAUAAGUUAGAAGACUUGAAAGAUACAUAAUGGUAGAUGAGAGCUGAAGCAAUACAAAGAAUAUAUGAAGAACUAUAAGAUGUGGUCUUAACUCCAUUAUAAGUAGAGGUCUUGUUUGAUCAUAUAGUAAAUUUAGUGAAUGAUCAUAACUUCAAUAUUGUGUUAACUACUUUAUAGAUAAUGCAAAGAUGUUUAUAAUUCAAUAUUGUGAAGAGUAACAACAUAGUUAAUAUAUACACUAAGCUAGGGGAUUCUAAAUCAGCAAUCAGAACUGCUGUUAGAUAAGUUUUGGUCAUGUAUUUGUAGAAAAUUGGAGAUGGUGAAUUGCUCAUACAAAUAUUGCAAUAGCCAAAUAAGAAUUCUUUUUACAAAGAAGAAUUCUUAGAUCUACUCAUUGAUCUAGUCUAAAGAAAUAAGAUGCUGGUAACCUGAUUCCUCAAUAUGCAGCUUUCACAAUACCUCGAGUUGGCCAUCAAAGAAGUGGCUCCUUUCCUCGAGGACCAGAAAUAGAAACUGCGUUCUAAAUCCAUCGAAACCCUAACUUAGUUGGCCACAAUCAAUUAGCCUUUGACCAAGCGAGUGUUCUCAUAACUUGGCAUUACUGAAGAUCUCUUUAAUCAAAUAGAUGUCAGUACUGCUUCUUCCAAUAAAUCUGAUCUCCCACAAAUGCGAUUCAAAAAAGAACAAAGAGAAUAAAAAGAUCCUAAAGAUCUUAAAGAAUUAUAUACACAAUCUUUACCUGAACCCAAAAAUCUGUAAUAAUUUGAUAUACCCAUUUUCUAAUCAUAAUAACAAGGUUAUGUACCUACUAUCAUUUCCCAACCUUAAAAAUAAUAAAGAAGUGCCUAAAAACCAGAUUCUCAUCCUUAAUCUUCCAGUGUUGAAUUUAGACAUGCUUAAUAAUAAUAAGAAUAUAAUUAACCUCCAGCAACAUAAUAAAGCAAACCAUUUAGAAUAGUUAAAAAUCCAUAAUAAGACAUUCCUGAUUAAGAUACAGGUCUCACAUAUACCAAACCAUUCCAAAGGAAACCAAAGACUGAAGCUGAUAAAACAUUCUAACCAGUUUAUUUGGAUUCUGUCAUGCCAUUGGAUCAACCAGAAUCAGUCUUAAAGACAUUAUUGAAUGAAUUAAGAUAUGAUGAUUGGAUUAGAUAAUUUGAAGCACUCAAUAAUUUAAGAAGGUUAGCCAAACAUAAUACUGAAUUACUUAAAAAAUCAAUUAAUUUUCCAUAAAUCUUAUAAGAAAUGGUAAAACAAAUUGAAAAUUUAAGAAGUGGAGUAUCUAAAAAUGCUUUGAUUUCUUUAUAAGAACUUAGUGAUAUCUAUAAAAAAGAUUUGGAUUUUAUUAUGGAUUAAGCACUUCAAAAAUUAAUUAAAAAGGCUAUUGAUCUCAACACAUUUAUAAGUGAAGAAGUUAGAAAAGCCACAAUAUCUUUAUUGUAAAAUUGUACAGAAUCUAAAUCGAUAUCUCUGAUAGCCUAAGUUUAUCAAAGCAAAUCUAUUGCAAUUAAAGUGAAUAUUUGUUAUGGAUUAAAUAAUCUAUUGGAUCCCAAUAAAUAACAAUUUGAAAAGAUGUUGCAAAUCCUUUGUUUUUAUGCUUGUGAUUAAAGUUAAGAAGUAAGACAAAUUGCUAAAGAAGGAUUGCUUAGUUUAAUGAAUUAAAUUGAUAAAAGAGAAUUAGAAUCAUUAAUAAUCAAAUUAGCACCUGAUGGAGAAUGUAAACGUAUAAUGACAAUCAUAAAUGGUGAAUCUACUACAACAUCAGAAUUUAGAAAAUUUGGUACUACUUAAACUAAAGAAGCUAAAACACCAGAACUAAGAAAUAGAACACCAAAUAAUAAGAAAUUAUCAACAGAUUUUGAAUAAAUGCCAAAUUAUAUGAAUUAAGCAGAAUAAGCAAAAGAUUGGAAAUAAAAGAAAGAAGCUAUUGAUUGGUUAUGUAAUUUUGUAAAAAAAGAGGCUUAAGCAUUGAAUGGUCAUAAAUAUUCAAAUAAGUUUUUGGAUUUAUUAUGUAAAUUAAUUGAUGAUGGAAAUAAAAAUAUAGCAUUAUAUACUUGUGAAUAAUUCAUUCAAUUAGUUGAACCACUUAAAGUAUUUUAUUUUAAGUAAUAUAAAUAGUUUCCAAUAUAAAAUAAUUAUGUUAACGUAUGGAAUGGAGUCUUUAAAGUUGUCUCUUCGACUAAUAAUUCAGUAAGGUAAUCAGCUGAAUCACUAUUUCAUGAACUGAUGAUAAAUAUUGACAUUCAAUAUUCAUUACCUUAAAUCUAACAUCUCAUAUUGUAUGGUCCAGCCAAAUCUAAAGGUAUUGCCAUAACAAUGUUAGCAAGUACUUUAUUAUUAAUAUUAUAAUAAGAUUUUGUAUAAUAAUUUUAUGAUGAACGACCGUAAUUAGUAGUGAAAUAUCUUGUACCAUUAGCUAAGAAAUUACAAGAGGAAUAGAAACCAGACAUCAAAAUAGCUUCAUAGAAACUAUUUUAAGCAUUGGUAUCUACAUGUCCAAACGAUGUCGCUCAUUUGAAGUUAUUAAAAUGA
This is a messenger RNA of Paramecium pentaurelia, 3202 nucleotides long. Lineage: Eukaryota; Ciliophora; Oligohymenophorea; Peniculida; Parameciidae. The record is from the annotation of a GenBank genome assembly.